Messenger RNA from Trichogramma pretiosum, 3492 nucleotides. RefSeq names its product superkiller viralicidic activity 2-like 2 (gene Mtr4). Gene Ontology annotation, molecular function: RNA helicase activity; ATP binding; RNA binding. Gene Ontology annotation, biological process: RNA catabolic process; maturation of 5.8S rRNA. Bases 444 to 3446 code for a protein of 1000 amino acids. Gene Ontology annotation, cellular component: nucleus. The transcript is spliced from 10 exons. NCBI's taxonomy places the organism in Eukaryota, Metazoa, Arthropoda, Insecta, Hymenoptera, Trichogrammatidae. The record is from RefSeq and is a predicted model, not a curated record.
GACACAUUAUUUUCGUCUAUCCGAUCUCAAUUCAAAAUAACAUUAUUUAUUUGUUUUAUUGGUAAACAAAAAAUAAGCUGAUCAUUCCAAGCUCAGAUAUUUUAUCAGACUGCCAAGCUGUUUAGCAUUAGAUCGACCCCAGCUAUCAUAAAAAAAAUUUUCGACGCCGAGUCACUAAAACGGAGCACGCGACUCUCAGCGCACGAGAGUCUUGCUCGAGAAACUGACCUUGCGACUCACAGUCUAACCAAUAACUUUUGACAUACAUAAACAUCGCACGUGUUUGACUUUGUUUUCAUGCCCUGGACGGCCUGAAAAAUUCAUGUUUCUUAUGAUUUAACAAUUGAAAGAAAAUCUGCAACGUCCAACACAACAUUUUAGUCAAACGGAAAUAUUUUUAUUGAUUGCAUUUUCAUCUGAGUCAAUUUUUACUAACAGCCAACAUGGAUUUAUUUGAUGCUUUUGAAGAAACUGCAGAAGAAAACGACACUAAUGAUGUUGAAAUAUUAGACAGUUCUGUUGGGCCAGUUAAGAGAGAAAAUGAAGAAGCUCCUGAAACUGAAAAUUACACCAAAAGAAUAAAAGUUGAUGAUUUAUUUGAAAGUUCUAAGAUUGAAGAGAUUGAAUCUAGAAUCACAGUUCAUACCAUCCAAACCAUAGAAUCAUGUACGCAUGAGGUAGCGAUACCAUCAGAUUAUACAUACUUACCUCUAGAACAAAAAACAACAAAGCCUGCAAAGGAAUAUAAAUUUGUCCUUGAUCCUUUUCAAAAAGAAGCUAUUUUGUGUAUAGAAAAUGAUCAAUCAGUGCUUGUAUCUGCACAUACAUCCGCUGGAAAAACAGUUGUGGCAGAAUAUGCCAUUGCAUGUUCUUUGAGAGAAAAACAAAGAGUAAUCUACACAACUCCCAUAAAGGCAUUGAGUAAUCAAAAGUACAGGGAAUUUUAUGAAGAAUUCAAAGAUGUAGGAUUAGUGACUGGUGAUGUAACCAUCAACCCUACAGCAAGUGUUCUUAUUAUGACUACAGAAAUUCUUCGAAAUAUGUUGUAUAGAGGUUCUGAGGUCAUGAGAGAAGUAGGUUGGGUAAUUUUUGAUGAAAUUCAUUACAUGCGUGAUAAAGAAAGAGGAGUGGUUUGGGAAGAAACAUUAAUUUUACUACCAGACAAUGUUCACUAUGUCUUUUUGUCUGCCACUAUCCCAAAUGCUCGCCAGUUUGUUGAAUGGGUAGCAUAUUUACAUCAUCAACCGUGCCAUGUUGUUUACACUGAUUAUAGACCAACUCCAUUGCAACAUUAUAUUUUUCCAGCGGGUGGCGAUGGAAUUCAUUUGGUCGUGGAUGAAGGUGGAAAUUUUAAGGAAGAAACUUUCAACAAAGCAAUGGCUUGUCUCCAAGGAGAUGCAGCAAAAGGUGACACAAAAGGUCGCAAGGGAGGGCUACAUAAAACAAACUCUGGACAGACAAAUAUUUUCAAAAUAAUCAAGAUGAUUAUGGAGAGAAAUUUUGCACCAGUUAUCAUUUUUUCAUUUUCCAAAAAAGACUGUGAGCUGUAUGCUAUGCAGCUUUCAAAACUAGAUCUCAAUAGUGCUGAAGAAAAACAAUUGGUUGAUGAGGUAUUCAAUAAUGCAAUGGAUGUACUCAGCGAAGAUGAUCGCAAACUACCGCAGGUUGAAAAUGUUCUGCCUUUAUUGAGGCGAGGAAUUGGCAUUCAUCACGGUGGACUUUUGCCGAUUUUAAAAGAAACAGUUGAAAUUUUAUUCGGUGAGGGAUUGAUAAAGGCACUGUUUGCCACAGAAACUUUUGCCAUGGGCUUGAACAUGCCGGCAAGAACGGUAUUAUUCACUGCCCCGAGGAAAUUCGAUGGAAAAGAUUUCCGAUGGAUCACAUCAGGUGAAUACAUUCAAAUGUCAGGACGUGCUGGCCGAAGAGGCUUGGACGAGAAAGGUAUAGUUAUAUUAAUGAUAGAUGAGCAAGUCAGUCCUGUUGUUGGUAAAGAAAUUGUACAAGGAAAAGCUGAUCCUAUAAAUUCGGCUUUCCAUUUGACUUAUAACAUGGUACUGAAUUUGUUAAGGGUUGAAGAAAUAAACCCUGAAUACAUGUUGGAAAGGAGUUUUUACCAAUUCCAAAAUCAAGCAUCUAUUCCUGAACUAUUAAAAAAUGUCAAAGAAUUGGAAAAAGAAUACAAUGAGGUGCAAAUUGAAAAUAUUGAUGUCAUGACAUCAUAUCACGAUUUACGAGUUCAAUUGGAUACUCUAAGUGCCGAAUUUCGCUCGUACUUGACAAUGCCACAAUACCUUGUACCUUUCCUUCAACCUGGUCGAAUGGUCAAGAUCAAAAAUGACAAAUAUGAAUUCGACUGGGGUAUAAUACUCAACUUCAAAAAGAAGGGUAACGAAAAAACAGAGACACACUAUGUUGUCGAUAUUUUGUUAAACAUAGCGUCGGAUUCUACUGACCUGGCACCUGUACCGUGCCCACCUGAUUCGAAAGGUGAAAUGGAAGUUGUCCCCGUAAUGCACACUUUGAUUCAUCAGAUCAGUUCUCUGAGGCUGUAUAUUCCGGCGGAUUUAAGAACAUCCGAUCAGAGAAGAAGCGUUUUAAAAACGUUAUUGGAAGUGAAGAAAAGAUUCCCAGAUGGUCCUCCGCUUCUUAAUCCACUAACAGAUAUGAAGAUCGAUAACCCCGCGUUUAGUGACAUCGUGAAACGAAUCAAAAGUUUGGAAGAACGAUUGUUUGUCCAUCCAGCUCACAAAGAUCCAGAAUUAUCGGUCUUGUAUGAAAAAUUCUUGUCCAAAAAUGAAAUCGCCAAAAAAUUAGAUGCCUCGAGAGAGAGCCUGAAACAAGCCAAGUCGGUCUUGCAAAUGGACGAGCUGAAAUCUCGCAAAAGAGUCUUGCGACGUAUGGGCUACUGCACACUUGCCGAUGUGAUAGAAGUGAAGGGGCGCGUGGCAUGCGAGCUCAACGGGGCCGAUGAGCUCCUCAUGACGGAGAUGAUGUUCAAUGGUCUGUUCAAUUCAUUGACCGUACCCCAAAUGACUGCCCUCGUGAGUUGCUUCGUGUGCGACGACAAGUCCAGCGAAAUGCCAAAAAUGAUCGAGGAACUGAGCGGGCCCCUGCGACAAAUGCAAGACAUCGCAAGAAAAAUAGCCAAAAUUACGACCGAGUCUAAUCUGGAUUUAGACGAAGAUGCAUAUGUCGAGCGAUUCAAGCCCUACUUGAUGGAUGUCGUUUAUUCUUGGUGCAACGGGGCGACGUUUUUGGAGAUCUGCAAAAUGACUGAUAUAUUCGAAGGCUCCAUAAUUCGUUGCAUGAGGCGAUUAGAAGAGGUCUUGCGACAAUUAGUUCAGGCAUCCAAAAACAUUGGAAAUACUGAUUUAGAAGUCAAAUUUAGCGAAGCAAUUAGAUUAUUGAAGCGAGAUAUUGUAUUUGCAGCCUCGUUAUAUUUGUAAAUUUAAUAUAACGUAAAUUAAUGUAAUAUAAACAAUCAAAUUUAUU